AUGAAGACGGUCAGCAUCAUCGCGACCCUGACGGGCGUAGCCUUUGGCACCUGGAGCGCUUGGAAAGCCUUUGCGCAGGGCUGGGCCCUUCCACGGAGCGCUGCGCCCGCCGCGCUGGAGCGCUCCAACCCUGGCUGCAGGCUCGACCUGAAGGGCGAAGCGUCAGGCAUGUCACAGCCGGCAGCUUUCGAUUCCUGGUACGCCAACCAGAGUGAUGCCUGGCUUGCGCCUUUCGUGAUUCCGAGCCGACGCAUUGUGUUUUGCGAUGUGCAAAAGGCUGGCUCCUCUCGGUGGCUCCGACUUCUGCGAUGGCUGGCAGGAUCGCCAGACUGGGAUGGAAACCCGCACUUCCUCGACAGCGAAGGGCACCCAGGUGGAUUGAGGAGGCUCGAACACCUGCCACGUGAGGAGGCCGUUCAGAUCAUGCGUGACCCAAAGUGGACAAAGAUAGCAGUCGUGCGGGACCCGUUGGACCGCCUGAGAUCUGCUUACUUGGACAGAGUGGUCGGCGCCACUGAGCCCAAUGAGAUCUUCGAGAAGCGCCUUUUCGCGCAUUACCAGAGCCUGGCAUCGAUGAGCUUUUCAGACUUCCUUGCCAGGGUUGAGCUGGGCAUGCACUUCCUGGAAAACGAAGAUGUGCACUGGCAGCGCCAGUCACGCAGGUGUGAUCUCGGCAAGUUCCUACCGCUGUACCACCACGUCUUCAUCAUACCUCCGGACAAGUCGGCGCGUGCUGAAGUGUCGGACUGCGUGCUUGAAGCGCUGGCCAAAACAGCGCCAAACCCUGCAGAGGUGAGAAACUUCUCGAUGACCUCAAGGGCUUCAGAAUCGCUUGUUGCACACAGGACAGAUGCCGAAUCCCACUCCACAUAUGAUGAAGAGCUUUGUCUCAAGGCCCGGCAGCUUUAUGCGGAGGAUUACGAGGUAUUCCAAAUGCAAAGGCCCACCUGCCUUGCAACUUCUCCGCAUGUCACAUGGCCAAGCCUGCCAAGCCUCUAG
Messenger RNA from Symbiodinium natans, 999 nucleotides. NCBI's taxonomy places the organism in Eukaryota, Dinophyceae, Suessiales, Symbiodiniaceae. The record is from the annotation of a GenBank genome assembly.